AAAAAAACUUCCUUUCCGGAAUGCUGACGUGGUCCGCCAAACACCCACAAAAACACUGUUUGGCUCAAAACAAGUUCCACCGUCCGAUUCUCAUUGUCGGCGGCGUAGUCACCAACACAGAACCGAGGAACGACGACGAUCUAAAGCCCACGCGUCUCACUGCUAUUGGUCCUUGCCACAUUCAAUUAUUUCAUCCCAAUACACACUUUUCUCCUUUUUCCCGAUUCAGUAAAAAUCUCAACAGAAUUGAUUGGGAAACCAGGGAUCAGAUCCUCCUGGAUUUUCUCUAUUGUCAAAUUCCAGUUCUUGGGUGGUUCUUUAUCGUAAUUUUUGAAAAGAUUUACGCCGGCGUCGAGGCGUGGACCUCCUAGCAGUUGCCUGUUGUUCCCGAUUUGUCUCCGGCGAGGGUUCUUUUUUGUGGACUGAGGUUCGGAGAGAUGGUUAGUUCUUCUGUGGAAAGGGCCACGAGCGAUAUGCUUAUCGGUCCAGAUUGGGCUAUGAAUAUCGAGAUCUGUGAUAUGUGCAACCGUGAUCCUGCACAAUCAAAAGAUGUUAUAAGAGGUAUAAAGAAGCGGCUUGGUAGCAAAAAUCCAAAAGUCCAGCUUCUUGCCUUGACGCUACUGGAGACUGUUGUGAAGAAUUGUGGUGAUAUUGUCCAUAUGCAUGUUGCUGAGAAAGAUUUACCCCAUGAGAUGGUGAAAAUUGUGAGAAAGAAGCCAGACUUUCAAGUAAAAGAGAAGAUAUUGAUUCUAAUAGAUACUUGGCAAGAAGCUUUUGGAGGACCAAGGGCAAGAUAUCCCCAGUAUUUUGUGGCAUAUCAGGAUCUAUUGCGUCUUGGUGCAGUUUUUCCUCAGAGAUCUGAGAGGUCUGCACCUGUUUUCACGCCACCACAAACACAUCCAUUGACAUCUUAUCCACCUAAUCUUCGUAAUACUGAAUCUGGACCUGAUGCUGCUGAAUCUUCUGCAGAAGCUGAGUUUCCAACAUUAAGCUUGACAGAACUUCAAAAUGCUCGUGGUAUCAUGGAUGUUCUUGCUGAAAUGCUGAAUGCAUUGGAUCCUAGCAACAAAGAGGGACUUAAGCAGGAUGUCAUUGUUGAUCUAGUGGAACAGUGUCGUAAUUACAAGCAAAGAGUGGUGCACCUUGUUAACUCAACAUCGGAUGAAUCGUUAUUAUGCCAAGGGCUAGCACUGAAUGAUGACUUGCAACGUUUACUGGCUAAGCACGAGUCAAUUGCUUCUGGAGCUAUCUCUGCCCAGUUGGAGAAGCCAAAAUCCGUAGUAGAGAAGACAAAUUCUGAACCUUCUAAAGCUUUGGUCCCUGUUGAUGCCCCUCUUAUCGAUACAGGCGAUGCCACUCAAGACUUACAUUCAACAUCCAACACGAGCUUAGGGAGGCAACUAUCCCUCACUUCUCCACUGGCUAAUAGCGGUCAGCCGACAACUCCAGGAAAAGCCGACCCAAAAAUAGACCUUUUGAGUGGAGAUGACUUCAAUUCGCCCACGGAAAACUCUCUGGCUCUUGUCCCCGUGAGCCAACCUCAGCCGACGAGCCCCAUUGUUUCACAACAGAAUGCGCUUGCUCUUGUUGACAUGUUCUCAGGAAGUAAUAACAGCCAGCCUAUGAAUCCCAUUGGGCAAGCCUAUCCUUCCUCUACCCAAUUCCAGCAGCAAACGAAUUUUCAGUCUCCACAGACUUCUUUAGACCCCAACGGCACUCUAUCUGGGCCCAUGGUAGCUCAACAGGAUCAACCACUCUACUCACAAGGCUCUGGUCCUGCAUGGAGUGGCCAGAUGGCCCAGCAACAGCAGCCUCCUUCACCCAUUUAUGGUACUCAAAACAGUGCCUUUCCCCCUCCACCAUGGGAAGCCCAACUGGAUAACAGCAGCCUCGACAGGCAGCCUCCACAAAUGCAAGCUGUAAACCCCACAGGCCAAUCACCGAGCGCCACAUAUCUCCCUGUCGCCAACAAUCAGGUCAUCGGGCCAUACAACGGCCACCUCCCCACUAGUAAUCAAAUGUCGGGCCCAGGCCCAAACCCCAUGGUCAUCUAUCCUCAGCCAAUGCAAUCAGGACAGAUGAUGGCUGGUUACACGUAUCCUCAGCAGAUGUAUGGAAACCAGAUGGCCGGUUACGGAUAUGGUUAUGGCUAUGGCUAUGGCCCACAGCAAAAUGUGCAGUUCAUCCAGCAAGGCAUGUCGGGCCUAUCUAUGAGGGACGAUAUCGGGCUCAGAGGUUCUUUGUACUCAUCGUCAAGUAUGCGGCCAUCCAAGCCCGAGGACAAGCUGUUUGGGGACUUGGUUGACUUGUCCAAUUUCAAAAAAGGAAAAACUACUCCAGGUAGAGCUGGGAGCAUGUGAGGAGGGAGAAUAUGGGCUUGGAUUUAGAGGGUGUGACUUGUGAGGGAAUAAGGCAUCGCUGUAGCUGUUGUAUUGCAAUAACAAACGACGGAUAGCAGCAAAAUAUGGUUUCUUGUUAUUUCAAAGCAACAUUACCAGCGGCUCAACUGUUUUGGGAGGUUGUUUCCAUUAAUAAUUAGGUCAUCAAAUAGAUUUGACACCUAUCAGGGCUUCUGAAAGGCUCUUAGGGCAACUUUAGUGGUAGCUUUUUGAGUGAGGUUUUGAGUUUACAAACCUUAGAUUUUCCAUAAGAGAAGACAACUUUAAGGUAUGAGUUUACAAACCGGUGUUGUAUUUGCAAACCUUGCCAAAUCUCAAUUUAAAAUUAUUUUUUAAGAGGGCCCACUAAUUGAGAGGGCCAUGACAAUAUUAAAUAUUACAUCCCA
Molecule: messenger RNA, 2785 nt
Organism: Striga asiatica
Lineage: Eukaryota; Viridiplantae; Streptophyta; Magnoliopsida; Lamiales; Orobanchaceae
Source: the annotation of a GenBank genome assembly